Molecule: messenger RNA, 3549 nt
Organism: Oryza sativa Japonica Group (Japanese rice)
Lineage: Eukaryota; Viridiplantae; Streptophyta; Magnoliopsida; Poales; Poaceae
Product: protein ALTERED PHOSPHATE STARVATION RESPONSE 1
Source: RefSeq, a predicted model, not a curated record
CAGGGCCUAACGCAGCCUUUUUCACCGCCGCCCACGUACGGCUGUCCCCCCCGCUUUUGCUCAUCUCCGCUCGCCGCCGGCAACCGCCAACCCGCGCUGUCCAGUCCGUGACGUUUUCACCGUGCGCCGGCCCGCUCGACUCGAGGACGAAGCCGAAAAGCGCGAAGAUUCUCGCGUCGCCAUCGCCCAUCGCCCAUCGCCACUGUACGUGCUGCUCCCUUGCUUAAGAUCUCUCAUCUGCACUGCACUGCAUGCGUCCAGUGUCGCCGCCGCGCCGUUAAAACUUUCUACCGCUGCUGCUGCGCCCGCCGCGCGCCGACCAUGGGGUGCGGCCAGUCCAAGACUGACGGGGGCGGGGGCGGGGGCGGCGCGGCUGUGGCGCUGUGCCGGGACCGCGCCGCGCUGCUGGCCGACGCCAUCCGCCACCGCUACGCGCUCGCCGACGCCCACCGCGCCUACGCCGCCUCGCUGCGGGACGCCGCCGCCGCGCUGCACGACUUCCUCCGCGGCGUCCAGGCGCUGCCGCCGCCGUCGUCGUCCGACGUCGACCACGCCGCGCCGCUGCGCCUCCCCGACCUGAGGAAGGGGGACCACUCGCUCCCCGCCGCCGUGGUUCCCCUCCCCGUCGACGCGGUGGUCAUCAAACAGGUUGACGACGACGGCGGCGGCCACAUACAUUUCCCCUCCGACGACGACGACGACGAGGGCGGUUCUGAUGGUAGUGGUGGCCACAUCCAUUUCCCGUCCGACGACGACGACGACGCUGAGCCGCCUCCCCCACGCCCCGCCGCGGCUCCGGCGCCGCACGCCGCCACGCUAUACACCUACGCUCCGCCGUACGGCUACGGCCCCGGCGCCGGGCAGUAUGAAUACGGCGUCGACAUGGGCGGCUACGGCCAGAGCUUCUUCAGCAUCAGCUACGCCCGGAGCCAGCCGCCGCCGCCGUCGUCCGUUGUGUCCUACGAGCACCGCCCCCAAACGGUCAAUGCGACUGUUCACUACUACCCGGGGGACGGCGCCGCCGGGCCACCGCUUCCCGGCUCCUACUACGGCAGCGCCGCGCCGCCGCCAUCGCCGCCGCGGGUGUCCGCCUGGGACUUCUUCAACCCGUUCGAGUCAUUCGAGAGCUACUACCACCAGGACCAGCCAUCUCCUGCUCCACCGGCCUACACGCCAAGCCGGAGCUCCAAUGGCGCGCGGGAGGAAGAUGACAAUGGCAUCCCCGAGGUGGAGCACGACGAGGUCGACAAGGUUGACAACCACCAGGAUGCCAAUGGCAUGCCAUUGCCGGCGAAGGAUGUCAGUGAGGAGCAGCACAGGAAGUCCAAGUCCUCGGAGGCCAGCAGUAGUACCAGCAGCAGCAUGAUCAGUGAUCUCCAUGUAGUUCAGAAGAGUGUGAUUGAAGAACAGCUGCGGCAUUCGGAUGCCGCGGGGCCUCCCGCGAUCCCCAGGAAGGUUUACAAUGACGAUGUCGAGGUGGUGGAGGAGAUCAGAUCACAAUUCGAGCAUGCCGCAAAGUCCGCAUUCGAUGUAUCCAAGGUGCUUGAGGUUGGGAAGAUGCCUUACUACCAGAAGAGUUCAGGAUUAAAAGUAUCCUCGAUGAUGAUUUGUGGGCUAUCUUCGGUGGGGGAGGAGUUCCUGCAAUUUGAGGAGGACAAGGCUAUGGAAUGUGGUAACCUUUCUUCAACAUUGCAGAAGCUGUACAUGUGGGAGAAAAAGCUUCUUGAGGAAGUCAAGACUGAGGAGAAGAUGAGGGUGCUGUAUAACCAAAAGCGUGAGGAGCUGAAAGUUUUGUAUGGAAGGGGUGCCGAAGCACACAAGCUUGAGGCAACUGAAACUCAUAUCAGGAAGCUAUCAACAAAGAUAAGCAUUGCCAUUCAGAUUGUCAAUACUAUCUCAAAAAACAUCAAUAAUCUGAGAGAUGACGAACUAUGGCCGCAAACAUGUGAACUGAUUCAAGGGUUAAUGCAAAUGUGGCAUGCCAUGUCAAAAUGCCAUCAGAUCCAAUGCCACGCCAUAUCCCAAGCUAGAAACUUGGACUCUAAGCUAGAUUCUGCAAGGUUCAGUGAAGCUCACAUGGACUUAAUCAAGCGGCUAGAGCUUCAGUUACUGGAGUUGAUUUCUAGUUUUGCUACAUGGGUCAAUGCUCAAAAGAGCUUUGUUGGCACUUUAAAUGAGUGGCUCAAGAGGGGAAUUGACUAUGUGCCCGAAGUUACCGAUGACGGGACUCCCCCCUUUUCUCCAGGACGCUUAGGAGCGCCCCCCAUUUUCAUCAUCUGUAAUAAUUGGGCAAUCGGCACGGGAAGAAUAUCGGAGAAGGAAGUAGUAGACAAAAUGCAGGCUUUUGCCUCAAGUGUCCUGCACCUCUGGGAGAAGCACAGGUUAGAAUGGAGGCAAGGUAUGAUGGCUAACAAAGAUAUGGACAGGGACCUUAGAGUGAUGGAGAGGGAUGAACUCUCAAUGCGCAAGGCUCUCGAUGCGCAAAGCAAGAAGCUUGUGCUUGUUUCCAAUCAGAGUGGCGUGUCGUUAUCUGCGCAGGUGGUUCACGAUAGUGGUCCAACUGCUGAAGUUGGUUUGCAAUCUUGUAUGAAUAAGGUCUUUGAAGCAAUGGAGAGCUUCACUGCCGCUUGUGCGAAUGCAUACAGUGAUCUCCAUCUUCGCUCUGAAGAAGAGAAGACUCGACUCGGCCAAAACAAUGGCAGAGUUCCUAGCUUCAUUUCAGACUUAGCUGGUAAGUACAUAGCAAGUAACUGACCUUGGAGGUUUGGAUGAACAGCAACAGUGUGCAGAGCCAUCACAGAUUCUCAAUUCCAGUCUCACAACCGAUGUGCCUUGCUUUUGCUUGGUUUGGGCCCUCUGCCAAGUUUCAGGGUCAUCCUUAGGCCUGCAGCAACUGAUGUGAGAUCUGUGUUGGCCUGCAUUCUCAGGGUUGAAUGAUCUUCUUUUGUGGUCAUAAUCAUACUGGAGAAAACUACUGUCCUGUAAAGAAGUUAAUCACCAAUUCACCACAAUGUUAUUGACAAAGGGGCACAAAGCAUCAGACUAUCAGAGAUACAAAACAAUGGACAUUAUCUAUAAAAGAAAGAGACUGAGCAAUGGAAGAUUCUGACAAAGAAACAGAGAUCAAGAUAUUUCUUCUUAGAGGCCCUAUAAUUGCUUGUAGAAAUUCUCUAUCAAGAAUCAAGGCAGUGUUUAAGGAGGUUGGUACUGUGGAUGAAUCUUAGCUGAUACUCGAUAAUGAGAUAAUUUUUUUAGAUAAUGGAUAUCACUCCUGCCUCUACAUCGAUAAUGAGACAUGUUUGAUGCUCUGUUUGGAGUCUCUACUCGAUAAUUCCCACCGAAGCAUUUGGGAAUUGGGAGCCUCAGCAUGACAGCAUUUUAGGCAGACAUGGCCCUGAUACUGCAACUCUUCAAUCUCCUAAUUUGAUUGGCUGUCGAAAAAAAGUCUCUCUCUGUGUUUAUCUGUAUACACAUGAUAUGAUUCAUUUGUACCUGUGACACUGUAACUUUGUACAGCGAGUGUAACUUGAGUUGAGCCUUUUUCUUUCA